AUGAUUAGCAAAAAAAAUGCUAUAGACGAUAAAAAUUUAAAUGAUUUAUUAUUCAGUGAUCAACCUAAUUCAAACUAGAAUUUAGAUGAAGAAGAUAUGAGAAUUUAUAAUAAUAGGCAAUAAGAAGUAAUUGAUGAUGAUGAAGAUGGAUUAUAAAACUAUUAAAAUCAUUAUGAUGGCGAGAAUAAUGGAACAAAUAAUCAAUAUGGCCAAAAAUUUAAUCAUCCAUAAACCAAUAAUCCAUAAGUGUAAAAGUAUAAUAAUAACUAGUAGUUUUAAAAUCAAAAUAGAGAUUUAAAACCAAACUAAAAUUUUAGUUCAAGAAAUGUUCCUAGCAAUACAGAUAGAAAUUAAAAUCAAAUGUAUCAAAAAUAAAAUAAAAAUUAAGGAUACAGACUCAGCGAAAAUGAUUUAGUAGAUAGUAAUGCUAGCUCAGGUACAAAGCAAUAUUUGCAUGAGUAACAAAAAAAGAAUACAUUUGAAAUGUUUUAGCAGUAGAAUAUACACAAUAAUUUAUAUGGAGUUAAUGAAAUGCAAAGAACACAACAUUUCGCAAAUUAAAUGGAUGAUUAAAGCCCUAAUAAAUUAAUAGAUGAACAAGAUUAAUAGAUUGCAAAUGUAAUUAAUGAAAUACCUUGUCCCUUUGGAGAUUUAAGUAUGACAUCUAACUCAAAUUCAUCAACUCCAGAUAAGUCAUUUUAGAAAUUUGGAAUGAAUUAAAACAAUAGAUUAUCUAAUCAAGGCAAUUAAUUUAAUAAAUAGAAUUUGCAUCGCUUUAAUGGCAGCUCAGCUAACAUUUAAUAAAAGCCAAAAGGAAAUUCUAACUUCUAGAAUGAAGACAAUUUCUAUGAAGAUGAAGAAUAAAAUCCUUAAAAAAAUAACAAAAAAAAUUAUUAGGUAACAAAAUAGUAGUAAGGACAACAUGAUGAAGAUGAAGAUUUCGAAGAGGAAGCCUCCUAUAAUAAUUUUAAUUCAAACCAGCAUCAAUAAAAAAAACCUAAUUAAAAUAACAAAAACAAUAACAACUAAGAUUGGUAAUAAAAUAUUAUAAAAACAACAAAUUUAUUUCCUGAAAUAAAUAUGCCCACAAUGGAACUUUCAAAUGAAAAUAGUGCUAUAUUCUCUCAGUAUUAAAAUAAAUACUAUUAAUCCCAGCCUAGCUACAAGGAUAAACUAGAAUAAAAUAGAUAAAAUUUAAAAUAAUUUUAGCAGCAAAUGCAAGAAAAUAGUGCAUUAAAGCAAUAUCAAAAUAAUAAGAUAGAAGAAAAUGAAGUUGAUGAAUCAUCUUACCAAUAGUCAAAUUAAAAGAUCCAUAAUAGCAAGACUGGCAAUAAUAAUUACUAAGGCUAUUCAGACAUCUCUUAAAAUAUGGAAAAAAGUGAGAAUUUCUAAGAUGUGCAAUAAGACGAAUGUGAAGAAGUUGAAGAUCCUCGUAUUUUUUAAUAUUAAUAAUAAAAAUUCACAAAAAAUCAUUUUGCUAAUUAACCUGAAAUAUAAGUAGAAGGCUUUUAAGAUUAAGACAACAAUCAAAGUCAUAAUAACCUUGAUUAAUCAAAUAAUUAGUUUAAUAUGAAUUUUUAGGAUAACAGCUAGAUGUAUGAUUAAAAGUCUAACUUUGGAGAAGAUAUGAAUGAAAUUCAUUAAAAAGUAGCAUAAUCUCUCUCUAGAAUAAACUAAUCUAUAGCAGAAAAAUAAGUUGUUUAAUUAUAAGGAAUGCUCAAAGAUAAAGAUAAAGUAAUCACAGGUCUUUAAUAUGAGUAAUCGUAGCUUUACGAAAGAAUAAAUGAAAUCGAGGAGAAAUUUUCAUUGUUAUCUGAAAAAUAUAAAGAUGCUUCAAGCUUAGAAUAGCUAAGAGGAAAGAGCUUAGAUGGAGCAUAAAAAUAAAUAGCGAAACUAAGAAAUAUUGUAGAUAAAAAGGAAAAUAAAAUAGUUCAAUUGUCUGAAUAGGUGUAACAGCUAACAGGCCAUGUGGAAUAAUUAGAAUAAGCUAUUGAACAAGAGCUUUAUUCAGUUAAUUAAGAAAUUUCUAAAUACAAAAUAAUUCAUGACAGCUAUGUAAAAAGGAUUUCAGAGAAUGAACAAUAAAUUUAAUAGCUCUCUCAGCACAAUGAAUAUAUAAUGUAGGAGAAUUCAACAAGAUUGUAAAAACUUGAAUAAGAAAUGAAUAGCCUACGUAAAUAGUGUAAGAAUAAAGAUGACAUUAGGGAAGGUGAUCUAUAGUAGAUAAAGCAGAAUAAUAAUGAAAUAGAAAGACUCUAAUCAGUAAUUAAGUAAUUGGAAGAAGAGAGAAAAUAAUCAGAAACAAAAUUUAAAGAAUUAAGAGAUUAAUUUGAUUUAGUAAUGAUUUAAAAGGCUGAUACAAACACACUCAAAGAAUAUGAGAAGGUUUUAGGUUUAGAAGAUGGCUUUGAUGCAAAUCUAGUUGGAGAAAACAAUAAAACUAAUUUGAAUCAUUAAAAAAAAUAAUUUGACGAUGAACUCAACCGCAUCAAAACUAACUAUGAAAGAUAAAUUGCGAAGCUGAAAGAAGAGCUAGCCUACUAAAAAGAAUUAUAAUCAAAAGAGGUAUUCCAAUAAAUGAAUAAACAUGAAGAAAAUAAUGCUUAGGGAAGUAACAGAAGUCAAGAUUCAAGGAUAAUUAAUAUUGAAUUUUUACAGAAUAAUAACAAUGCUACUCUCAAUCAAACACAAAAUAAUGAUUUCAACCAAACUAAAAGUGAUGUAGUUUAGAUAGGAUAUUCUAGACCUUCUGAGUUAAUAAAGUAGAGUUUGAAAGAUUUCAACAUUAUUUAAGAAUUUAAUUUGAUAUUUAACGAUUCUGAUGAAAACAAAGAUCCUGAUGUUCUUGUUAGCUUUAUAUAGUAAGUUGCUAACAAAAUUCAGAGUUACAAAGGUGAUUUGUUAGAAAAAGAUAAAAUUUUAAAAGAAUUACAAUAAAAAUUUAUUGCACUUUAACAAGAUUUUAAAGUUCUCAAAAACGAAAAAGAGCUUUUAGCUUCAUAAUUGAAGGUCAACCGCAAUCCUCUACAAGAUUCCAUAUCUGAAAAGAGUCCUAUAGUUCAGCAGCUCCAAGAUACAGUACUAAACUUAGAAGAAACGAUUAAGAUAUUAGAAAAAUCUAAAAGUUAAUAUUAAGAGGAAAUAGAUGCCUACAAGCACACAAUAGAAAUUUUGAAAAGUUAGAUAGAUGAAUGCUAACAUAGUAAUAAUUAUUAUUUGAAUCAAAAUGAGCUAUUAUCAUAAAAAGUUUCUGAAUAAGAAUAAGAAAUUCAUUUCUUGAAUGAGCAAUUAAACUAACUUCAAGAUAGUGAUCAAAAUCAUUCUUAAGAGAUGAAAAAAGCUUACAGUUAAAGACAGGAAUAUGUAGAAAGUUAAUUAACUGAAAAGAUUAAUGGACUCUAAGAAAAGCUUAAGAAAAAGAAUAACGAAUUAACAGACAUUUCAAUAUCUAAAUAGUAAAUGGCUGAUGAGUUAAGAUAAUUCAAAAACAAAUACAAUGAAACCACUUUGAAUUAUGAAAAAUAAUUGAAUGCUGAAAAGAAAAAACUUAAGGAUCUCUAAGAAAUCAAUGAACAGCUAACAGAAUAACUUAAAGAAUAACCCGAUCUUUACAAUUAGCUCUAGCAAUCACAAUAUGAACACACAUUUAAAAAAGAAAAAAUAGAAGAAUAUGAAACUUAAAUUGAGAAACUCAAAGCAAAUUUAAAGAAACAGUAAGAAGAAUUCAGUUAGAUUGAAAAUGAGCUUGAAAACUGUUAACAAUAACUUAAAUAAGAAAAAAUAGAGAAAAAUCGUGUUCAAAAUCAGUUAAAUACUCAAACAAGUUGUUUGAAAUUAGUGGAAAAAGAAAAAGACCUCCUAUUAGAUGAAAAGAAAUAAAACUAGAAAUUACAGAAAGAUGUAGACCAAUUGAAGAAUGAGAUCAAACAGAAGCAGGAUGAAGUUAAAAAUUUAAUUAAAGCUUCUAAAGAAAAUGAAGAAAAUCUAAACAGUUAAAUUAAAGAUUUACAGUAAAAGUUAGAAAAGAGUAAUUAAAAUUUUAAGAAAGCUGAAGAAUCUAAAAAAGCUGCAGAUGAAAAAAACACAGAGCUUACUGCUUAAAUUGAAUUUUAAUAAAAUAACAACAAAUUAAUAAAACAAAAAGAAGAGUACAUUAAAGUACUAGAGGAGUAAAAGGAUAAAUUGGAGAAAUAAAUCAAAGAAAAAGAUAAAAAGAAUAUUGAAUUAUUUAACAAUUAAAAGCAGAUUUAAGACUAAAUCAAAAAAGCAGAGUCAAAUUACAAUUAAUGCAGAGAAGAAUUGGAAAAAACAAAGAAGCAACUUAAUUUAAAGCAACACGAUAUUAAAUAAUUAACAAAUAAAUGCUAAGAUUUACACAAAUCUCAUUAAGAUCUGUCAGUCAGAUAUGAAGAAAUUGUGCUAAAAAAUGACCUUCUUUCGACACAAAUCGCCAGUGAAAAACCUACAACAAGCAGAUCACAUAACAGAAUAAAAACAUAAGAAGACCAAAACAUUAAUGAUUCAGAAUUUGAAUAAGUAAAGGUUUUCUUAACUUAAAAGAUUCAAUAGCUGCAAAUUUAAUUGAGAGAAUCCUUAGAAAAGCAAGAAGACUUAGAAAGAGAUAACAAUCAACUUAACAGAGAGCUUGAGGAUAACAACUUGGCAAAUGAGGCUCUUCAUUCUAAAUUAGAAGAUUUAUCAUUAAAAAACAAUAAAUAAUAGCAAGAUAUUUAGCAACUUAAUCUCUAAAUUAAGGAUUUGGUUGAGGUGAAUAAUUAGCUAAAAGAAUAAAUGAACGAGAUUAUGAAUGAACAAAGUUUAUCCAAAUCGUAGAUAAAUUUAACUAAUAAAACCAUUAAGACUGCUUAACAUGUAAAUUAGAAUAGAGUAAGAGACGAAAAUAUUGAUAUUUUAAACUAGAAUGAUAUCAGCUAAAGUAUCAAUAAAACUACUUUGAAAAAGUAGCAAGACUUUAAUCCAAUGGAUUAAUUCUCUCCAGAAAUGCUUUCAGCAGAAGAUACUAUAAAUUUGAUGCUUGAUAUUCUAAGAAGAACAACAAAAUCUAAUGAAAUGACUAGAUUACUCGCUAAUUCUGAUGAGUUUGUUGAUUUAAUUGAACAAAUUAAAAUUAUUAACAAUGAAAGUAAUUUCUUUGGAGGAGACACCCGAAGUGAACACAAAUCUCAAAGAAGCUUUUCUAUUUUAAGCAGUGCUAAUAAAUACAGUUCGAAUCAUCCACAUUAAAAAACAAUACUUAAUCAAUUUUAAAAUCCAUAACAACAAUAAUAAUAUCUUUAGUAAUUAUAAUAGCAAAUGGUAUAUUUACCAUAAUAGUCUCUUCAAUCUUAAAUCUAAUAAUAACAAUAAUAGUAUUUCUCAAAUCAAUCUCUAAUGUAUAACAAUACUAAUACUAAUUCAAUGUCACAAAGCUAAAUUUAACAACAAUAUAUGAGCAAUAACCCUAACAUAUCAAGUAGCAAUCUAUCAAACUACUCAACUCAAUAAAUAAAUUACUAAUAAAAUUUCAUUCCUGAAUCUGUUAAAUCAAGAAGAAAUAACAAUAUAAGUGGCUAUUACUGA
Messenger RNA from Tetrahymena thermophila SB210, 5580 nucleotides. RefSeq lists its product as hypothetical. NCBI's taxonomy places the organism in Eukaryota, Ciliophora, Oligohymenophorea, Hymenostomatida, Tetrahymenidae. The record is from RefSeq and is a predicted model, not a curated record. The transcript has 8 exons.